Drosophila nasuta is the source of this 1018-nucleotide messenger RNA. RefSeq lists its product as uncharacterized. Gene Ontology annotation, molecular function: GTPase activity; GTP binding. The record is from RefSeq and is a predicted model, not a curated record. The transcript is spliced from 3 exons. Bases 434 to 1018 code for a protein of 194 amino acids. Lineage: Eukaryota; Metazoa; Arthropoda; Insecta; Diptera; Drosophilidae.
UUUUUCACACACGAAUGGCGGUGAAAAAACUUGGCUUAGUAGUAUAUUUUCAAAGUGCGCAUAAAAUGAGACGCGUCUAUUUAAGCGGCUUGUUUUUGUCCGGUUUUACGCGAAAAAUAGACAAUGUGUGUGAUUUUUUUUUUAUUUUUUUAAGUGUUUGGAGUUCAGUGUUAUUUUUAUCGUUAAUAUACAAAUUGCAAAUAGAAAAUUGUGUAACGGCAUUUUUUCACAUCCGAAUAGCUGAAAAAUGCAGUUUGCCAGGGCUCUAUAGACAAAAGCAAGCAGGGCAAAGCAGUGCUAAUUGAAAUAUAAAAAGCGCUUCAAAUGUAUCCGGUAGAUGGCGAUGCUAGGGCGCGCGUAUUUAAAAAAUGGUUGCCAGGGCGCUAAAGUUUGUUGAAUCAAUGGCUAGAUUUUUGGGUAUUAAGUUUUAGUCAUGUCGUGCAUCUGCUUGGGUCCCAAGCGUGCGGGCAAAACGCAUCUGCUCAAGGCACUACAAGAGCCUGAUUCCAUAGACGAGACGAGCUAUUCCAUGCCCACCAUCGGCACUGGAAUCUAUCGCAUACAUUUUCCCGAGAAGUCUCCCAAUGGCGACAAACCGCGUCCGCCAGCUGAUGCAGCUGCCGCUCAAGCAGCACCACCUUGCGGCAAGCAUGCGCCAAAGUUUAUACAAAUUCUAGAGAUUGGAGGCAGCAUGGCGCCGCUUUGGCGACAGAGUCAAUACUUUGAGGACGUGAAGAAGCUUAUCUAUGUGGUGGAUGCAUCCAAUCUCUGUCAGAUCUCAGCAGCGGGCGUGCUCUUCUACUCGAUUCUGACGGAACCGCGAUUGCAAAAAGUGAAAAUACUGCUGGUGCUGACCAAGAUGGAUUAUUCGUAUCGCCAGAUGCGCAACGAGGCGCUGCUCAUGCUGCAAAUGUCCAAGCUGCAGAAGCAGAUACGCCAACAACUGACAAUCGCAGAAGCCAGCGCAGUCACCAAGGUGGGAUUGGACACCAUUUACGAGUGGCUGAAGCGACCAUGA